AUGGUCGCCGGGGGUGGACAGGGUGGUGGAGGCUUCGGUGGCGGAAGUGGUGAUCACCAUUCUUCCACGGUGGAUCAAUCGAGCACUUCCGCCGCCGCCUCCUCCUCCUCCGAGCUGCUGCUCGCCUGCAAGCUGCGCACGCUAAAUGGCGCCCUCGACUCGGGCGUCAACCUCAGUCUGAUUCCGCCGGAGCGGACCGCCGGCCUGGCGCUCACCUGCGAGGACGUCCUCUUCGAGUCGACGCUGCCCGCCCGCUCACUGGAACGGCUCCAUCAGCUAAAGGAGCUGCACAUUGAGCGGUGCAAGCUGAGCGAGCUGACCGCCGACGUGCUGGCCGGCCUGGGCGAGCUCCGCAAGCUGACCGUGAGGACGCACAACACCGACUGGGGCGACCAGAGUCUGAAGGUGGCGCCGGCCGUCUUCCUCCCCGUGCGACGCCUGGAGCAGCUCGACCUCAGUGAGAACGGCCUGGCGGUGCUGCCGACGGCCCUCUUCUGCCCCCUCGGGCGGUUGCAAUUUCUCAACGUCUCCGCCAAUGUCAUCGGCGACGUCGCCUCCUUUGGCUUCAGCGCCAAGGCCUUCGAACAGGCGACGGUGGGCGGAGGAGGUGUUCCUGGUGUGCCCGGAAGUCCUAGCAGCUCCUCAUCAUCAUCAGCGAGCAGCUCAUCAGUGGCCGAGUGCCGCCGGCUGGACUCGAUCAGCCACCUCGAUGCCUCGGCGAAUCGCAUCAAGGUGCUCACCGACCGAGGCUUCGGCCGCCUGCACCGCCUGGCCAUCCUCAACCUGCGCCACAACCUGAUCGUCCGCGCCGAGGAGACCUCCCUGGCCGGCCUCGGCGAGCUCGCUCGCCUGGACCUGUCCAACAACCAGCUGGUCGCCCUGCCGGCCCGCUUCUUCCAGGCGGUGAAGACGACCCUAGCGGAGCUGUACCUGCAGAACAACUCCAUCUCCGUCAUUCCGCCGGGCCUCUUCUCCGGCCUGGCGCAGGUCACCGUGCUGGAUCUGAGCCACAACGAGGUCACCUCUCACUGGAUCGGCCCGACCACCUUCGCCGACAUGAGCCGCCUCCUCUCCCUGGAUCUCUCCUACAACAAGCUGACGCGCAUCGACGCCAACGCCUUCCGGGCGCUGUACACCCUCCAGUCGCUCAGCCUGCAGCACAAUGAGAUUGAGUCACUGGCGGAGAAUGCCUUCAGCGCCAAUCGAAAUCUGCACACGCUCUCGCUGAGCGGCAAUCGCCUCACCACCCUCGACGCCGCCUCCUUCGCCGGCCUGGAGGUGCUCAACGCACUGGCCCUCGACCAGAACCGCCUGCUGCACAUCCACGCCGCCUCCUUCGCCAACAUCAGCAGUCUGAUGGAGCUUAACCUCGGGCAGAAUCGGCUGGAGGUAGUGCCGGCGGCGCUCUCCACCCUCAAAAUGCUCCGCUCGCUGGACCUCUCCUUCAAUCACAUCCGCGAGAUUGGCAACGCCUCCUACCUCGGUCUGGAGCAGCUGUACAGCCUCAACGUGGAGGGCAAUCAGAUUGGCAAUCUGAGCAGAGGGGACUUCAUCGACCUGCCCUCGCUGCGCGUCCUCAACCUCGCCCGCAACCGCAUCGCCCACGUGGAGAGCGGCACCUUCGAGGACAUCAUCGACCUGCACGCCCUCCGCCUCGACUCGAACACCCUCGCCGACGUGAACGGCCUCUUCCCCGGCCUGCGCGACCUGCUGAUGCUGAACAUAUCGGCGAAUCGGAUCGUCCACUUCGACUACGCCAUGAUCCCCAUGGCCCUCCAGUGGCUGGACAUUCACGAGAACAGCAUCGAGCAGCUGAGUAACUUCUACUCCAUCGAGUCGGAC
Messenger RNA from Rhagoletis zephyria (snowberry fruit fly), 1842 nucleotides. The record is from RefSeq and is a predicted model, not a curated record. NCBI's taxonomy places the organism in Eukaryota, Metazoa, Arthropoda, Insecta, Diptera, Tephritidae.